This is a messenger RNA of Ochotona curzoniae (black-lipped pika), 582 nucleotides long. RefSeq names its product nanos C2HC-type zinc finger 3 (gene NANOS3). Gene Ontology annotation, molecular function: mRNA binding; zinc ion binding. Gene Ontology annotation, cellular component: perinuclear region of cytoplasm. The record is from RefSeq and is a predicted model, not a curated record. The transcript is spliced from 2 exons. Gene Ontology annotation, biological process: negative regulation of translation; oogenesis. Lineage: Eukaryota; Metazoa; Chordata; Mammalia; Lagomorpha; Ochotonidae. Bases 1 to 582 code for a protein of 193 amino acids.
AUGGGGACCUUCAACUUGUGGACCGAUUACCUAGGGCUGGCGCGCCUGGUAGGGGCGCUGCGCGAUGAGGAGGGGGACCCCGGGGCCACCCUGGAACCCCAGCCGCAGGCGUCCACGCCCACGCCCAGGCCCGCAGCCCAGGAGGUGGAGGAGGAGGACGCUGAGCAGGCCGCCGCUGCCCUCAUGGACACCCCGGAACCCCCCGAGCCCCUGCCAGGGGCCCCCGAACGCCUCUGCUCCUUCUGUAAGCACAACGGCGAGUCGCGGGCCAUCUACCAGUCGCACAUGCUCAAGGACGAGGAGGGCCGCGUGCUGUGCCCCAUCCUGCGUGACUACGUGUGCCCGCAGUGCGGUGCCACGCGGGAGCGCGCCCACACCCGCCGCUUCUGCCCACUCACCGGCCAGGGCUACACCUCCGUGUACAGCUACACCACGCGCAACUCGGCCGGCAGGAAGCUCUUCCGGCCCGACAAGGCCAAGACGCAGGAUGGCGGCGGCCAUCACCAUCACCGCCACCGCCGGGGCGGCGGGGGAGCGGCUGCAGGCUCCAGGGGUGCCAGCAAGCAGGGACCUUCGGCCUAG